AUGGAUGUGUUUAUUGUGAAUGAUAUCGUCGACUAUCAAUCUGUUAUUUCGAAUUUGUUUAUUAGAUCUGUCAAUUUACCAUACGAAACCUAUGUGUCUUCUAGCUUAGUACAGUAUUCGAACAUUACUCAUCAGGUUUCGUUCACUUUACAAGAUAAUGCUAUUCGCCAGUUGUUGAAUCAGUUCUCUCCAUUCAAAUUCAACAUCACUGCUGUGGAUCAAGUAUCAUCAUUCACCUGUUCGGUUUCUGUCUAUUUUAAUGAUUAUAAUAUUCCUCCCGUUGCCCUGGAUUCUGCUUUUGAGUUACCUUUAUACUCACCCAAGUACUCAUCAUUGGGCUAUGUUGUUGCAUAUGAUGUUGAUUAUAACCAAUCUUUGCAUUUUUCCAUUCUCAAUGAUUCCGUUUAUUCUGCUUUCUUUGCUGUGAAUGAUACUACCGGAGAGAUUGUUUUACUAGAUAAUAAUGUAUUUGCCAAGUCGUUUACGGAUUGUACUUUAACGGUGUUGGUGGAGGAUGAUGGCAUACCAGCAUUGAAUGAUACAUGUUCUAUUUACAUUCACAUCGUUGAUCCUGUCAGUAUUCCAAUUGAGAUUAUUCAUUAUACCAAUGUUACAAUUGAAGAAAACAAUGAUCCGAACACUAUCAUCGAUAAUGUCCUUGUUGUUAAUGAUUCUAGAUUAACCUCAGUUAGUUUCCAUUACGAAUCUUCCGUUAUGUCUAUAAGAGCGAAUGGCUCUCUCUUUAUUCAUGAAUCACUUAAUUACGAGCAUCAAUCGCUCUAUGAAUGUCUGGUUCUUGUUUAUCUUGCCAAUUCUCAUGUCCCUGUGGCGAUGGUCCCGUUAUUUGUGUUUGUGGUGGAUAUAUCCUUUAUUAUCAAUAAUGCCAUUUUGUUUCUUGACUUCACGUUAAUGAACCUCCCACUAUAG
Messenger RNA from Blastocystis hominis, 927 nucleotides. RefSeq lists its product as hypothetical. The transcript has 5 exons. Gene Ontology annotation, cellular component: membrane. Bases 1 to 927 code for a protein of 308 amino acids. Gene Ontology annotation, biological process: homophilic cell-cell adhesion. The record is from RefSeq and is a predicted model, not a curated record. Gene Ontology annotation, molecular function: calcium ion binding. NCBI's taxonomy places the organism in Eukaryota, Bigyra, Opalinata, Blastocystidae.